UCUUUCUUUCUUUCUUUCUUUUUCUUUUUUUUUUUUCCUUCCUGUGACGUAGGGACACACCUCCAGCUCGGGAGGACAGCAGCCGGUCGAGCGGCCACCUCCGCACCAAGGACAGGCCGACCCACCGGAUCAGGAGGCAUUUGGGACACCUACACAUAUUGUUGCUUCAAGAUCAGGCAGCGAGCUGGAACAAUGCCCCGCUGAGUGGGCCGAGAGCUCAAGAGGGGAUUUGGCCAUGUCAAGCUCCCAGAAGGACAAUGGCUCGGCAGAGGCCAAGAGAACGGAGCUGAGAUUAAAGGAGAAGAAAUGCUCAUGGGCCUCCUACAUGACAAAUUCCCCAACAGUGAUCGUCAUGAUCGGCCUGCCCGCGCGAGGGAAGACGUACAUGUCCAAGAAACUGACGCGGUACCUCAACUGGAUCGGAGUCCCCACCAAAGUGUUCAACUUGGGCGUGUACCGCAGGGAGGCCGUCAGAGCUUACAAGUCCUAUGAUUUCUUCCGCCACGACAACCAGGAGGCCAUGAAAAUACGAAAACAGUGUGCUCUCGUAGCUCUGCAGGAUGUGAAGGCUUACCUGACGGAGGAGGGAGGUCAGAUCGCGGUUUUUGACGCAACAAACACAACGAGAGAACGACGAGAUCUCAUUCAAGACUUUGUGAAGGAGAAUUCAUUCAAGGUGUUCUUCGUGGAGUCGGUGUGUGAUGACCCGGAGGUCAUAGCUGCUAAUAUUCUGGAAGUGAAGGUGUCCAGUCCAGACUACCCCGAGAGACACAGAGAGAGAGUCAUGGAUGACUUUCUCAAACGCAUCGAGUGCUACAAGGUUACUUACCAACCGCUAGAUCCCGAUAACUACGACAAGGACCUGUCUUUUAUCAAGGUGAUCAACGUGGGCCGGCGUUUUCUGGUGAACCGGGUGCAGGACUACAUCCAGAGUAAGAUUGUCUACUACCUCAUGAACAUCCACGUGCACUCUCACUCCAUCUACCUGUGUCGCCACGGAGAGAGCAACCACAACGUCGAGGGCCGCAUCGGGGGAGACUCAGAACUCUCUCCUCGAGGGAAACAGUUCGCCCACGCCCUGCGAGGCUUCAUUGAGGAGCACCAACUGUCGGAUUUGAAGGUGUGGACGAGCCAACUGAGAAGGACCAUCCAGACAGCGGAGGAGCUGAGGGCGCCUUAUGAGCAGUGGAAGAUACUCAACGAGAUCGACGCUGGGGUGUGUGAGGAGAUGUCCUAUGAGAUGAUCCAGAACACAUUCCCAGAGGAGUUCGCUCUGAGGGACCAGGACAAGUACCACUAUCGCUACCCGGGAGGAGAGUCCUACCAGGAUCUCGUUCAGCGAUUGGAGCCGGUCAUCAUGGAGCUGGAGAGACAGGGUAAUGUGUUGGUCGUCUGCCACCAGGCCGUGAUGCGCUGUUUGCUCGCUUACUUCCUGGACAAAAGUGCUGAAGAUCUGCCAUACAUGAAAUGCCCGCUCCACACUGUGCUCAAGCUCACCCCUGUUGCAUACGGUUGUAAAGUGGAAAUGUUUUAUCUCAACGUGGAGGCAGUAAACACGCAUCGAGACCGGCCCCUUGGUAAAAUGUCGAGGGACUCCGUUCUCAUACACCGGCGGAAUAGUUACACUCCCUUGUCCAGUCACGACCAGGUCAAGCGUCCCAGGCUCUACAGCGCAGGCAACCAGCCCUGGCUCCCUCUUGCCCCCACCCCAUCAGCUCUGAUGCCCGAGGGACGGCAAAGCCAAGUUAGUAAAAAAAAGAGUCACAGGCUCCCAUUGUCAACGCUAAUUGGUCACCUCCCGCCACAGUUGAAACCCUGUGUUUGGAGUUCCCUCGCCCCAGUUUUUGGAUCCUCUCGAACAUUUAGUGUCUUUGUUGAACGUGACAAACGUGGAACCCAUCUCUGUGUGUGUGUGUGUGUGUGUGUGUGUGUGUGUGUGUGUGUGUGUGUGUUUCCCUCUCAGGGCAUGUGUUCGCUCUCUUCAUUUAAUGUUGUGGCUGUCAGACGUUUGUCUUGCACGACCUCUGCUCUGUCUCCAGCUUGAAUAUGCAGAACAGCAUGUCUCCCAUUUGCAGAGGAAACCUCCUGAUGAAUUAUCCUCAAUAGUUCAUAGGAUAUAAAAGACACACAAACAUCAGAGACAUCGAGUACUAUUUUCUGACAUAAAUUAUACUGUGUAUAUGACGCACAUUAGAAUCUUCUUAAGCGUUGAUUCCAUUUCCAACUUAUUUGAAUACAUUUAAGGGAAAUUUGAGAACAUUAAUAUAAUAUAAUAUGUGAAUGACAGAGUUAAAUCCCAGAAAAAGUGUUGACAUUUGAAAAGGCAUAUUCAUUUUUGUGUUUGUUGUGUAUUUGUCUGCCGUGCCUUGUGGGUACAGUGCUUCAGCCCAUCUCCACAUUUCUAUCCAUGUCUCUCUUUCUCCACUUUCUCCAACCCUGUCUUACAGCACCGGAAAGGAAGCAGUUGUCUGUGAGUAGUUUACAUUUAGUCGGUACAUGUUGCCGUCCCACAAUUCAACCCAAAUCAUGUUAAUCCAUGUCAAUAUAUAUACAUCGUCACAAUGGUGAAUUUCUUCGUGUAUUUUUUUUUAGUCCUUGGGUUUUAUCCAACCUUCCAUCAUCUUCUGCACAGUGAAAGCUGCUCGACUUUGUUUUCGCCUCAGCGACCUUAUCAACGACACUAUCGCAUACCAAUACGUUGGUAGUUUUGAUAAAUGGCUACAAUAGGAAGGAAACUCUUUGAUCAUUGAUCAUUUUUUAGACACCUAGAGAUGUAUUUUAAAAUGGUAAAAUAAUGGGAGAAAAAGGUAACUAUACUUUGCUUCACACACAUAAAAUUAUGGUAAUUCAAGGGUGUCUCAGUAUUGAUUAAUGUAAAGAAAGAUUAUGAUUUGGAGCCAAUCAUGCAUAGGGUCAGAAAGUGAUUGAUUAUGAAUCACUCCUUGAGAACGUGCUAACAAUCAGUCUCCUGGAUUGUGGCUCUUUCACCACACUUCACAUAAUGACCCAAUUUCUCAAAUAGGAACUUAAGACUCCUGGGCUGCCUGGGAAGCUAUUUGUUAGUUUCCUCUAAUAGUAUCUUCUGCUGUGAGGUGUAAAUCUGUGAGUUAAUCUGCGUAUAUUUUUUCUUGAAGGAGUCCCUAUGCGAAGGAUUCGACUUUGACAGCCCAGAAGAAACUAGUGGCUGUGUCCGUUUCUGAGUGAAGACGAAGAGCCCUCUUUUUUUCUUCACCACGAUGUCGGCGGAAGCUUUGGGUUCAACCACCAAUCUGAAGAUCGAGAGAAAUGUUUUUAUUUUUCCUAUUUCAACCACACUUUGGGAAAUCAUGGUCAGAGAAGGAUGAAGUCAAAGAACAGUUGUUGGUUGUUUUUUUUUAAACAAGGCCACCUGGACACAAGGACAUUUUCCUCCUAUUUAUCUCAAGCUCCUGUUCGUCUCGACUUUGCAUGCUGAGGCUGUGAACCGGAGGCCUUAUCAUUAGUAUCAUAAACUCCUCUGCAUGUGCACUAAAAGAAAUCAAUCAGCCGAAGAACAGGGCAUACUGUUUUACAACACUGGCAAAUGUCCUCGUUGUACUGUAAAUAACAAAAAGCCUUACUGAACAUUAAAUAUAUCGACACCUCUGUACGCCAUUAAAUAUAAUAGGAGCAAGUUAAACAUUAUUAUGAUUAAAAAAUCUAUUUUUACUCUUGCAAAAAGAACAUGUUAUAAAGUAGAUCCUGUAAAAGAAAACUUUUUAUAAUUCAAAUCCACUCAUCUGCCAUGUACAAACCAUCUGUAGUCGUGAUUCUUACUAGAUUUAUUCUUAAGGGGUCAUCUUUUAUGUCUCAUGUUAUAGAGUUGAGAGAAGGUACUCAACGGGUACUGGAGCAGAUUAAAAAUGCUGUACUUAGUUUCAUCCCUCUCUUAUGGAAGCGUUUAAUUUGUUGUAAGAAAAUAUGCCACAUUACAAGCAGUAGGUAAAAAGAUUUAAUUUUCUGGCGUUGAAGGUCUGAAUGAACACUUAUUGGUAAAUUUCCAUCUGUUAAUCCUUUGUUAUUCAUGUGUAUGUGUCUUUGAAGGGAUCUUGUGCAACAAACCCUAACAUAUUUAAAGAAUGUUAGCUAUGUUAUCACAAUGGCCAAGAAUUUGCUGUGAUCGCUUCAUUCAAAUGUAUAUGUUCUCCUUAAGUUCUCAUCAACAUCAGCCUUUUUAUUUAGUAAUGCACAGUGGCACAAGUUUCAUCAAAUGACCAUUGAUAAGUAAUUGCCCCGCUCAAAGCAGCCUACUUGUGCCUUUUAAGCAAACAAUAAAAGUGAGUUUUGAAUAGCCAUGACACUUUUUGGAGAGAAAUUAAUCUGUAUAUAAAUUAUAAAUUAUCUAUUUUAACUUAUAUUUAAAUGCCCCUCUGUUUAAUGACACAUUGAAUCAACAUCAUUAAAAUGAAAUUUGUAUAUA
Molecule: messenger RNA, 4438 nt
Organism: Scophthalmus maximus (turbot)
Lineage: Eukaryota; Metazoa; Chordata; Actinopteri; Pleuronectiformes; Scophthalmidae
Gene: pfkfb2b
Product: 6-phosphofructo-2-kinase/fructose-2,6-biphosphatase 2b
Exons: 15
Coding region: 236-2044 (602 amino acids)
Biological process (GO): fructose metabolic process; fructose 2,6-bisphosphate metabolic process
Cellular component (GO): cytosol
Molecular function (GO): ATP binding; fructose-2,6-bisphosphate 2-phosphatase activity; 6-phosphofructo-2-kinase activity
Source: RefSeq, a predicted model, not a curated record